Molecule: messenger RNA, 3951 nt
Organism: Helicoverpa zea (corn earworm)
Lineage: Eukaryota; Metazoa; Arthropoda; Insecta; Lepidoptera; Noctuidae
Exons: 20
Coding region: 33-3134 (1033 amino acids)
Source: RefSeq, a predicted model, not a curated record
UUGUUUAUUUUUGUUUUAUUUUUUUAUCCAAAAUGGAGGUUAUUGAAGAUGGAAAUAUUAUGGAUCGUAUUCCUAUUCUUUUGCAAAGGGAUUUGGAAUAUUAUCAGAAAAACCAAACAGUAUUAUCCGAGACUGUUUGCAAAGGUGUUGUGGGUGGCCGGCUAGAUUUUCCAAGAAAUGCUUCUUUUGCUUCUGUCAAAAUAGUUGUAUGGCUAGAAGAGGAAUUCUCUAUUGCUUUCAAACAAGGAUCAGGCAUGUUUGUGAUUACAAAAGAGGAUGAGAAAACAGAUAUUGGUGUGGCUAAGACUUCUGACCCUGACAAGUUUGUGCAGCUGGCUAUCAAGUCUGGUGAUUCUCUGUUAGAACACCUACACAUGUUAGCUCAAGAAGCGUUAGAUCACGCUGAUCUCCCGGUACUAACUGCCACACUGGGCGCCGCAGCACUGUUGAAGAACAGCAUGUAUUGCUACGUACAGCACGUUGAGGAUAGUGGCAAUGCUGAGAGAUAUUCUUUGCUCCAGGCCUGCUACAAACGCUACACAGCAAUGGCAGAAGCUGUAGGCGAAAGGGUCCUAGACUUACACAACCGUGUGUUAUCCUUGUAUAUCUUGCAAGAUUCCGGCGGUCGGCCGAUAGAUGGCGCCACUAAGACGGUACAUGAGACUGGGACGCCAUCUGUGCAGGGCUGGUGGCUUUAUAUGAAUGGUAGCAGACGCGAUCUCUGGGAUACUGUGCCACCGCGGAUGGCACAAAGAAUAUUCGCUGGAAUGCUAAAUGAAACACUCACUAUACUUACUGUUAGAUAUUGUCAAACGAACACAACAGAAAUUACAACACGUCUUCUUCUAAACGACAUACUAAACAUUCUCCUCUGCGUGGCCCAGUUGCUACCGUCCAUCUGUGCAAACGGUUCGGACUUGGCCGGUUUAGACGUUAAGCAUCAGACGAGAGACGUGAGGGAUGUUCAUGCUAAAUGCAAUGAACUGUUCAAGUGCUUUGUGUAUAGAGGGGCUGACUUGCAUUUUAUACAUCAGACACGGUGGUUGCCUUCUAUCUGUGCAAACGGUUCGGACUUGGCCGGUUUAGACGUUAAGCAUCAGACGAGAGACGUGAGGGAUGUUCAUGCGAAAUGCAAUGAGCUGUUCAAGUGCUUUGUGUAUAGAGGGGCUGACUUGCAUUUUAUACAUCAGGAAUUCAAAGAGCGCGAUCCGCCUACAAUACCUCGAGAAUGUCCAUACCCCUGGUUCACAUUCGUGAGUCCGAAGCUAUUCGACAAGUUAGAUGACCCGUCUGUAAGGAGUACGCAUGAUUUGAACAAUAAGACCGCUUUGGGACUUGAGUUGAUUGUUUUGUUGGCACAACCGCAACCUAAUUGGGCUUUGAUUAUCAAGGUACUAAUGAUGCGUGACUGCCACCUAGCCCGGCUCCUGCUGAUCCGCGCUGUCCGGCACAUGUGCGCGGACAACCUGCCGUGGGCCGCGAGCGGACGCUGGUACAUCAGCGGCGCCAGCGUCAAGUGUAGCGGGUUUUUGUGCACCGCUGAUGGGUUCUGUCGAUUUGGGGGGGAUGUUAACCCUGGUGUAGAACUGGCUCGUGCAGCCGGUGCCCUAACCUAUAUUCUAGCUACGAUUGGCAGUAAGACAGAAUUGAAGACCACUUUAUGCUACGCGCUUGAGAUAUCUGGCAGAGAUUGGGCAGCUUGCUUGGAUAAACGACAGGUGUGGUGUGAUAGAAGACCUUCAUGGUUAGCUGGUAUUCUGGCAAUAGUUGGUUCAGUGCUACAGUUUAUUCCGCCUAUAUUAGUCAAUGCGGUACAGGGCGGUGCUUCUAUGUAUCAGACAAUGGUCCUCUGUCUGUCCUGCAUAUCACGGUCCCUAGACUGUGUUCCCCGCAGUUUCGUCAACGCUUGUUCUAUCAUAGAGGGUACCUUACCCUCACAUAUAAACCCAGUAGGAGGGUCGGUCCUACUACAAAUGUUGGUAACUGUCACUUAUGAAGAAAUACAGAAAUGGGCUAAACAAGAAGCUGAGAAAGAAAAAGAAGUAGCAUCGACAGCAAAUGGAGAGGCGCAUACUAUGAGUGUUCGAUCAAAUAAGCCGAGGUCUAAGCAUGUCAGGAUCAUGGCUCUUGGGCAAACCACAACAUCAACGUCCCAAAGUUUCGACGGUACCCACAGUAGCGCGUCGUCCAUAGCCCUCGCCGUCGCCGAAGCGCUCUGCUCUAUAGACGAAGACGACAAGCAUACACGAGACAUACAACUGUUAAUAGAACGAGCUAAAAGAAAAGUAGUGUUAUCUGAACAAUUUGGGUUAGAAGACUUUCCGGAAUUCGCUGAGCUGUUUGAAGAGGUAUUUAUAGAUAAGUGGGCCAUCAUCACUACAAAGUGGAUCCCUGAUGAUGGUAGGCGACCAAGAGGAAGACCAAGAAAACGCUGGAGAGAGGACCUAAACAACUUCCACAAGGACUGGCCACAAAUGGCGACCGAUAGGGAAAGAUGUAAGGCUAUGGGGGAGGCCUUUGCUCCAAAAGUGUCUCGUCUAUUAGCACUCGCCAUCGCCGAAGCGCUCUGCUCUAUAGACGAAGAUGACAAACAUACACGAGACAUACAACUGUUAAUAGAACGAGCUAAAAAAAAAGUGGUAUUAUCUGAACAAUUUGGGUUAGAAGACUUUCCGGAAUUCGCUGAGCUGUUUGAAGAGGGUGAUGUGCCAGGGUCUAACGCAGAGCGAGCGAGUGACGCCGCCGCACUCACUAGUCAAAUAUUGAUGACAUCGCCUGGAAGGGACAGUCUUCGAGUUAUCUACGAGCACCUAGCAUUGCAUUCCGAGUGGAUAUACAAGGAGCUUGGCAUACAGGAGUCGUGUGAUAUCAACAUACCGCUGAACAAGACGCCACUGCUGUACACUAUGUUUCAUAUUGGGAAACAGCCUUUUGAUCAGUACCUCCGAGGAGAAUGGCCGAUACCCUGGAGCAAGUUAGUCGCCGUAGCCAAAGCCUGGUCAGGUUUAGAAGGUGUCCGCGUUCACAUCAACAGACGGACAGACGUACGCAAUAUGAAGGCUCAGGGCAAGGGAAAUAAACAGCUGAUGCAGCUAUGUGCUAUGUUUAAGUCGAAUAGUGAAGGGGUUCUGUAGUUCGGGGACAUUCGGCAAUGUUCGGGGGUGUUCGAGAAUCUUAGCUGUUUUUUGGCAGUUUAUGAAGAUGAAUGAAGAUACAUUGUUUCUUUUGGUACUGUUGGGUUGUAUUGUAAGUUAAGUACCAAUGUAGUUGAUGCAGCUAUGAUGAUCACAAUAUGAAGUGAGCCUUCAUAAGCCAAAGCCUGGUUAAGUUUAGAAGGGCAAGGGAAAUAAGCAACUGAUGCAACUAUGUGCUAUGUUUCAAUCAAAAAGCGAAGGGGUUUUGGAGUUCGGGAAAGUUCGGAAAUAUUCGGAAGUCUUCGGGUGAGUUUCAGGAGGUAAUGAAGAUGAAUAAAAAGAUGCUAUGUUGCUUAUGUAGCUGUUGGAUUGUAAUUAGUUGAUGCAGCUGUGAAUAUUGACGCAAUAUAAAGGCUUGGAGCAAGGGCAAUAAACUGUUGAUGCAGUUAUGUGCUAUGUUCAAAUCUAAUAGUGAAGGGGUUGAUGCAGCUCUAAAAUACGUGUAAUAACAGUACAGUCUAAUGAUACUUUAUGUGAUAUGUUGAAUUUGAAUAAUCGGUGAACUUCGUUUGUUGUUGAAUAUAAAGAAAUAUUGAUUAUGUGUAAAAAGGAACGUUUUGUUAAAUCUAAAAAUACUAAUAAACAGUAAAAAGUAGGGAAAAUUACUAAUUAAAUAUGAAAACAAAACAUAAAAAUAGUUACUUAUCAACAAUUUCAGGUGCUUAUGACAAUGUUACGCUCUUAAUUUAAAUGUAUAUUACGUAUAUGUUAAAUUAUAAAAUAUAUUUAGUAAAAUAGCAUCUAUGAAAAAAAAAAA